Molecule: messenger RNA, 1978 nt
Organism: Hibiscus syriacus
Lineage: Eukaryota; Viridiplantae; Streptophyta; Magnoliopsida; Malvales; Malvaceae
Product: 4-coumarate--CoA ligase-like 7
Molecular function (GO): CoA-ligase activity
Source: RefSeq, a predicted model, not a curated record
AUUGUAAUCUUAGGCACGUCAGAUAGUGCUUCGGAGUUUCCACCGAGUAAAAGUUUGGGCCUCCGUGGGUGACGGUGCCUAUUUAUUUUGUGCCGUUCUUUACUGCUGUAUAGCUACCAAGCUUCCCAUUUCAAUCAUCUAGCUGAAGCUGACAUCAAACAAAAAGAUGGAGAAAUCUGGGUAUGGACGAGACGGUAUUUUCAGGUCUCUAAGACCACCUCUACUUCUCCCCAAGGAACGAAGUCUUUCCAUGGUUUCUUUUCUAUUCAGAAACAUCUCUUCUUACCCUGAUAAACCGGCCCUCAUCGAUGCUGAUACUGAUGAAACUCUCUCCUUCUCUCAAUUCAAAUCCACUGUCCUCAAACUCUCCCAUGCUUUUCUCAAUCUGGGUGUCAAUAGAACCGAUCGAGUCUUGAUCUUUGCACCCAAUUCCAUCCAGUUCCCUCUUUGUUUCUUCGCUGUAACCGCCAUAGGCGCCAUUGCUACAACGGCCAACCCCAUGUAUACUGUCCAUGAACUCUCCAAACAAGUCAAAGAUUCCAAUCCCAAACUUGUUGUCACUGUCCCUGAGUUGUUCGACAAAGUUAAGGGUUUCGAGCUCCCUGUAAUCUUGCUUGGUCCUGGAGGAAACCAAACCAUCUGACGUGAAAAUAUCCCAAAGGUCAUAUCUUUUCAUGAUCUUCUCGAUUUAGCGGGGGAUGUAAAAGAAUUUCCCGCAGUUUCUGUUAAGCAGACUGAUACGGCAGCCCUUCUGUACUCUUCAGGCACGACAGGGGUCAGUAAGGGUGUUGUUUUGACACAUAGGAAUUUCAUUGCAGCAGCUUUGAUGGUAACCAUGGAUCAAGAAAUUGCUGGGGAUAUGCACCGGGUUUUCUUGUGUGUAUUGCCAAUGUUCCAUGUGUUCGGAUUGGCAGUUAUAGUGUACGGGCAGCUUCAGAAGGGGAAUUCGUUGGUGUCAAUGUCAAAGUUUGACUUUGGGAUGUUUUUGAGGAAUAUAGACAAGUAUAGAGUAACUCAUUUGUGGGUUGUGCCUCCGAUUGUGCUUGCCAUGGCUAAGCAGCCUGUUGUUAACAAGUUUGAUCUUUCUUCAGUGAGGCAAAUCGGUUCUGGUGCUGCACCUCUGGGGAAGGAGUUGAUGGAGGAAUGUGCAAAGAAAUUUCCUCAGGCUGUGGUUAUGCAGGGUUUUGGAAUGACUGAAACGUGUGGCAUUGUCUCAAUGGAAAAUACUUCAAUUGGUGUUCGACAUACUGGUUCAACUGGCAUGCUGGUUUCAACCGUUGAAGCCCAAAUAAUCUGUACACAGAGCCAAAAACCUCUUCCUCCUAAUAAAUUGGGCGAAAUAUGGGUCCAAGGGCCUAAUAUGAUGCAAGGUUACUUCAACAAUCCACAAGCAACAAAACUCACAAUAGAUGGAAAGGGUUGGGUACAUACAGGAGAUCUUGGAUACUUUGAUGAGGAUGGGAAUCUGUAUGUUGUCGACAGAAUUAAGGAGUUGAUUAAGUACAAAGGUUUCCAGAUUGCACCAGCAGAGCUCGAAGGUCUACUUGUAUCUCACCCUGAAAUAUUGGAUGCGGUUGUCAUCCCGUAUCCUGAUGCUGAAGCUGGGGAGGUCCCAAUUGCAUACGUAGUGCGUUCACCCAACAGUUGCCUAACAGAAGAAGAUGUUAAAAUUUUUACCGCUGAACAGGUGGCGCCUUUCAAAAGAUUACGGAGGGUGACAUUCAUUAACAGUGUCCCAAAGUCGGUUUCGGGGAAGAUCCUGAGAAGACAACUUAUUGAGAAGGUAGGAUCCAAGAUCUGAAAUUAAAUGGUAAUGCAGAUCAACCCAAAAAGGUAUUUAGAUGCUCGCCUGGAACAUGAUACUCAUAAAUUAAAGCUUAUGUUAAUUUGGCAUAGUAACAAAUAUGAAUAUGUGUUUACUACACGUAUAUUUGUUUUUAAUUUCUUUUUCUAUAUUUGGAGAACGAUGUUAAUUAUU